Molecule: messenger RNA, 10883 nt
Organism: Athene cunicularia (burrowing owl)
Lineage: Eukaryota; Metazoa; Chordata; Aves; Strigiformes; Strigidae
Gene: FER
Product: FER tyrosine kinase
Exons: 19
Coding region: 165-2633 (822 amino acids)
Biological process (GO): chemotaxis; peptidyl-tyrosine phosphorylation; cell adhesion
Molecular function (GO): ATP binding; non-membrane spanning protein tyrosine kinase activity
Source: RefSeq, a predicted model, not a curated record
CAGAGACCCCAGGGGGAAAAAAAAGUGUAUUUCAGGAAAUAAAAAUCAGAAGAAGCAGCUGCUGACAUAGAGAGGUGCACUAAGGAUAAUUUCUUGUGGAAAAUUUUUUAAGAUGUGGUGAAGAGCCUGUAUUUUCUCCUGUGUGGUAUAUAGUGCCUUAAAAAAUGGGGUUUGGAGGUGACCUGAAGUACUCUCAUGAUGCUUUAUUAAAACUGCAAGACUGGGAACUACGACUGCUGGAAACAGUGAAGAAGUUUAUGGUAAUGCGAGUAAAAAGUGAUAAGGAGUAUGCCUCCACUUUACAGAAUCUUUGUAAUCAAGUAGAUAAGGAGAGCACUUGUCAAUUGGAUUAUAUCAGCAAUGUGUCCAAGUCUUGGUUGCUCGUGGUACAGCAAACAGAACAGCUGAGCAAAAUAAUGAAGACACAUGCAGAGGAUCUUAAUUCUGGGCCUUUGCAUAGGCUUACAAUGAUGAUCAAAGAUAAGCAGCAAGUUAAGAAGAGUUAUGUAGGUGUUCAUCAACAAAUUGAAGCAGAGAUGUACAAGGUCACAAAGACAGAACUAGAGAAACUAAAAUCUAGCUAUAGACAACUAAUAAAAGAAGUAAAUUCUGCGAAAGAAAAGUAUAAAGAAGCUGUGGCUAAAGGAAAGGAGACUGAGAAGGCUAAAGAUCGGUGUGAUAAAGCUACUAUGAAGCUUCAUAUGUUGCAUAAUCAGUAUGUGUUGGCACUGAAAGGAGCACAGUUACAUCAACACCAAUAUUAUGAUACUACACUUCCUCUGUUACUUGAUUCACUACAGAAGAUGCAAGAAGAAAUGAUUAAAGCCCUAAAAGGAAUCUUGGAUGAGUAUAGCCAGAUCACCAGUCUUGUAACAGAGGAGAUUGUGAAUGUCCAUAAAGAGAUCCAGACCUCGGUUGAACAGAUAGACCCUAAUUCUGAGUAUAAUGACUUCAUAGAUACUCACAGGUCAUCAGAAGUUGUUGAACAAGAAAUAGAGUUUGAUACGUCCUUACUAGAAGAAAAUGAAAACCUGCAAGCUAAUGAGAUCAUGUGGAAUAAUCUAACAGCAGAAGGUUUACAAGUCAUGUUAAAAACAGUAAUAGAAGAACUGAUCCAGACACAGCAAACCCUUUUGAGCAAAGAGGAACUUGUGUUGGAACUGGAGAAAAAGAUAGAAGAGUCUUCCAAGACUUGUGAAAAGAAGUCUGAUAUUGUACUCUUGCUGAGCCAAAAACAAGCCCUGGAAGAACUUAAGCAAACAGUUCAGCAAUUAAGAUGCUCUGAGGCAAAAUUUGCUGCCCAGAAAGAACUACUGGAACAAAAGGUUCAAGAAAAUGACGGGAAGGAGCCACCACCUGUAGUGAAUUAUGAAGAAGAUGCCCGAUCAGUGACUUCUAUGGACAAGAAGGAUAAAGUCUCAAGAUUUGACACUAUACGUCAUUCCAUAGCUGGAAUCAUAAGGUCUCCAAAAUCGAUGUUGGGCUCAUCAUCAUUCUUUGAUGUGAUUUCAACCACUGAGAAACCAUUGGCUGAUCAAGAAUGGUAUCAUGGCGCAAUUCCAAGAAUAGAAGCCCAGGAGCUGUUAAAACAGCAAGGAGACUUCUUGGUGCGAGAGAGCCACGGGAAACCUGGUGAAUAUGUCCUUUCUGUGUUUUCAGAUGGACAACGGAGACACUUUAUCAUACAGUAUGCUGAUAAUCAGUAUCGUUUUGAAGGAACUGGGUUUCCAACUAUUCCUCAGCUCAUAGAACAUCAUUACACAACAAAGCAAGUUAUUACAAAGAAAUCAGGUGUUGUUCUCCUGAAUCCUGUUGUUAAGGAUAAGAAAUGGGUUCUCAAUCACGAAGAUGUCACAUUGGGAGAAUUACUGGGCAAAGGUAAUUUUGGUGAGGUGUAUAAGGGAACAUUAAAGGAUAAAACUCCUGUUGCUGUAAAAACUUGUAAAGAAGAUCUUCCUCAGGAAUUGAAAAUAAAAUUUCUGUCAGAAGCCAGAAUACUCAAACAGUAUGAUCAUCCUAAUAUUGUAAAACUUAUAGGAGUUUGCACACAACGACAACCUAUAUAUAUUGUUAUGGAACUUGUUCCAGGAGGUGAUUUCCUGUCCUUUUUAAGAAAAAAGAAGGAUGAGCUAAAAACCAAACAAUUGGUAAAAUUUUCAUUAGAUGCUGCUUCUGGUAUGGCAUAUCUUGAAUCUAAAAAUUGUAUACAUAGAGACCUGGCUGCAAGGAACUGCUUGGUAGGAGAAAGCAACAUUUUGAAAAUAAGUGAUUUUGGGAUGUCCCGGCAAGAAGAUGAUGGCGUGUACUCAUCAUCAGGCCUAAAGCAGAUUCCUAUCAAGUGGACUGCUCCAGAAGCUCUCAAUUAUGGGAGAUACACAUCUGAGAGUGAUGUAUGGAGCUUUGGAAUUCUUUUGUGGGAGACCUUCAGUUUAGGAGUAUGUCCAUACCCUGGAAUGACCAAUCAACAAGCACGAGAACAAGUCGAGAAAGGCUACCGAAUGUCAGCACCCCAAAAAUGUCCAGAAGAAAUAUAUAAAAUAAUGCAGAGGUGCUGGGACUACAAACCAGAAAACCGUCCAAAAUUCAGUGAGAUUCAGAAAGACCUGUCUUCAAUCAAAAAGAAAGUGACAUAGUGAUAAACAAGUGCCAAACUCAAUGUAUAUGACUUUAUUUUCCAGUGAAAUAUUUUUUCCCUCAAACACUAUGCAUUUUUACUUUAUUUGCAAUAUUCUUUUACGAUUACUUUGAAAUUAUCUGUUUUUUUAUAUACAUGUGUACCAUCUCGAAUGAUGUCUGCAUCUGCAUUAACGAUACACACUGCAAAAUGCUAUAUAUCCAGACACAGUAAUACUGUUAUUUAGGUUACAUGUAAAUAGAAAAGCACAUACUAUAUAGAUUUAAGGGACUGUGGCUUCUAUCUGUUUUACAAGUAACUGCUAGUGACAUUUUUCAGAGGUUUUCUGCUUUAAGCUGUGUUCUCACUCUGCUAUCCCUGUCCUGUAUGUCAAGACCAGCAGCACUCUAGCGUGGUGACUGUCAUACAUGUUGGCCGUAAGACUGAAGACAGUUUUGACAAGUAUUUCAACUUGAAACUUUUAUAUUUUUUAAAUUCUUUCUAAUACUUUAAUAAUGAAGGUCAGUUAGAUUCUGGAUGCAAAUGUGCUUACUGAACAGUGAAAUCCAGAAUUUUCUUUUGUGGAAAAUAAAGUUAAUUACGCAUUUCUUACCACACUAUAGUAAAUACUUCUGACUUUCGAUGUGAUUUACUUAAGCCAUGCCUUUUCUUCCUACAAAGCCAUCAGAAUUCAGUAAUGUGUCUCCUUUACAAUGACCUAUGUUUAUUUAAGAAAUAAAAAAAUCCAGUAUCAAGUCUUGACUGCACAUGCUAGGAAAUGCUGCAAAUCAUCUGCCUUCCAAAUAUAUAAAAGCAUUAGGCCAACAGAAAGAGGUUUACUAAUGAUAGCAGCAGAUGAUCUUAGAGGAGUUAAAGAAUGUGAAUUGCUAGAUUUGCUUUUGAUCCUGAUUUUUUUCCUUAAAUUGAUAAUAAUUCUUAGAAUGCAGCUGGAGCCUACAGAAGUUUAUACUAAGCAAAAGUACAUUCCAUCCAUAGUGUCCAAAGGAAAAUACUACUUCUGUAUGGCAUAAGGAAAUUGUUCAAGAAAUGGAACUAAAGAACUAAGUUUAAAGCCUCUGACAGGUGGAGCAUGGCAGAGUAGAAAUACUAAUCUUCUAAAUUUUUAAAUAGUUGCGAUCAGAUUUCAAAACACUGGGGACAGGCAAGUUUUAAAUGUCACCAAGAAUAAAAAACUUGUUUAUAUUAAAAAAAUUCAGCCAGAAAAAAAACACAACUUAUUAGAUAGGGGAGGAAGGAAAGGCAGAGUUUAUUACUCUGUCUCUGGGUCCUCUUUGUAGCUGUAAUUAUUUUCUAGGGCCCUACAUAGAAACAGAAACAAGCUACAGUAUCCUGGUCUAAGUUCCAGAGUUAAGGUGCUUAAAAUUUUUCUAAGAAUUAACUUAUUUUUUUUUGGAUCAAGGGGAUACCAGUUGCUACUAAAGCAAGUAAGAAAUAGGGACUGUAAGCAGCACAGCCAUCUGGAAUGUUAAUUAACCCUAUAUUUUACUGUUAGAGUGGGAUUGAGAUGAAGUUGGUGACUACAUUACAUUUUUCUUUCUAUUAAGGUGACUUUUCUAUUAUUCACAACAUUUUUGCUCUCGGAAGUGUAUUUAUACUAUUACUGGUGGUAAUGUUUAAGGGCUAUUGUGUGACCAAAAUGUGUGUUGUCUAGAGUCUGUCUCUUACAUUGGAGUUAUUGUCCAAAUAAAACAGUGAAUGAUCGUGUUGGAGCACAUCACCUGCAUCUGAGGUGGAACUGUCAGCAUCCAAAUAUAAGGAAUGGUGAGUGCUUCUUGCAUUUCUUAAGUGAUUUUUUUCAUGGAGCUAAGGAAGCAUAUACAUACCCAUAAAGGCAUAGUGCUUGGAAAACUUGGCAGCAUACUGGAUAUAUUGACUUAGUUCUGUACUUCCAAGUAGCCUAAAGAUAUUUUUCAAGACCAGUGGGAAGCAUUCUUAUUAGAUUGUAUGCUUUUAAGAAGUACACAAAGUUUGUGCUUUAAUUUGCUGGUAGGCUAAUGCAAAUGCAAGUGUACUAAGAUCCAAGAAAUGUUCCACAAUAAUUUGGAAAAAUCCAAGGUUCAUCCAACUGCAGAUCCUUGUGUAUGCCUCACUGAAGUCUGCAAGUAAGGAUAACAGUGUCUCCUCUGUCAGCAUCCAUAGUUUCUCUGAAGAGUUAAUAUUCUUCUUCUAUGAAAGAGACGAACUGUAUCUUUGCUAUAUACCCUCUUGACAGCAAAGAAAUACUGUUUUAUUUUUAUAAAAUAAAAUACUGUUUUAUUUGUCUUAAAUGAACCCAUCACCAUCCUGACUCUCACUUAAAGAUAAAAAUUGCAUUCAUAUUUUAUUCUGAAAUAGUUAACAUUUGUAAUUCAUAUCACACUUCUAUUCAAAUACUUUCUAAAAAUGUGGGAUUUCUACAGCAACCAGAAAAAUUAUUGCUGAAGUAGGCAUCAGUUCAGUUCAAAAAUAGUAACUCUUUAGGAGAAUACCAGAAUGAGUUUAUAGGUGUAGAAUAAAUUUAAACACAGGUACAUGUCUCUUCAAUUAUUUAAACUAUUUUCUUAUCAUUAAUUUGGCAGUUUGUGGCAGAACUUGUUUAUCAUGUCUCACUUGUAAUUAUUGCAAUUAUAUAAUUUAGGAAGUGCAAUCCUUACCUGUAGAUACUUUUUUAAAGUUUUUGUAAACAUGUCACAAGGGAGUUCACAAACAAACCUGCCAUACAAUGACAUUUAAAAGAAAGAUAGGGUUUUCAAGAACCAAAGCUGCUUUAUUGCUUUCUGUGGACUUUAGAUGACUUGGUCUUGCAUUAUUCAUCGGUCAGCCAGAUACUGUGUCUAUCCCAGAGAACUUAGAAAAAAGUUAAGACUCAGUUUUGCAAGCUUAGUGUUUCAAAUAGGUUCUUACACCAGCACUGUCCCAACCAGGGACUCCCUGAGGGAAACCUGAAUUUUUUACACUGUUAAAUGAUAGAAACUCCGAGUACUGUUAAGGGUCGGGUAGAAGUACCUCAGCCUGUUACGUGAUGGAAUUUAACAGGUUAUCUGUUAUUUUCAUCUUUUUUCAAGGAACUACAUUCAUCAUUUUAAGAGAGAUUGUUUUGAGGGAAAAAAAUGCAUCUUACAUUUGUUUUCAGUAGAAAUUAAGCACAUGUUAGCUUCAGAGUUCAGUCAUCAGUGAAAUCAUGAGGAUUACUAAGCAUUUCAAUUCUAUGGCAAGUAGGGUAGUGAAAGUAUCUUGUCUGAAAACAAACCUUGCUUCAGCAAAGUGUGAUCUUGUGGAGUCAGCAUCCCACCAUGACAUUCUCUUCGACAUGUAAAUUUUCAUUAGUUUCUAAUGAACACAAUGAACUAGUUUUUUAUUUAGCAAAUACAGUUACAUUGUGUCUCUUAGCAAAAAUCUGCCUUUUGCAGAGUUGCCUAAUACUUUUAUUGGAAGUUGCUACUGGAACAUGCAGCACCAGAAGGCUAUCAGUAAGAACUGCAGUUUGUGAAGUAAGCCUGAUCUUAUUGAUGAGAAACAGAAAACUGGUAAAGGAAAUAUUAGGUUAUUCAUACUUAAAGUAUUUUUUAUCCAUGUCUUUGAGCACCUGUCAUGCUUACUCAAAUCGUACAAGCACAACAUUAAAACUUACUGCACAUCAUUAAAACUGACUGUGAAGUUAUCAAUUUUUUAUCUCUUAUAAAUAUUGUUAAUCCCUUUUGCACCCAUUGUAAAGAUACUAAAGAAAAAAACACUUUCCUGAGGUUGUAGAGUAACCAACUCUUGGAAGCAUUUGAAAAUGUCUCCCUCCUCCCCAAAUGUUCACAGAUCUGCUGCUGCACAGAUAUUAACAAUAGUAAUUAACUACUAGCCCUGUUUCCAUUAUCCUUGCUGUCAUAUCCUCUAAAUGGCAGUGCCACUGACGUGCUUGAAACAGUGCAAUAUUUGAAGACCUGAGUUAGUGUAUAAAUAGUGUCAUCAAACAUUAUAUUCAAGAGCAGUAGUUCUGAAAAUGGCUUGGAUUUGUAACGUUUUUAUGACAGAGCAUAAAAUAGUUUGCUGUUAAAAGAGAGUUCACCAAUUUUUUUUUUUUUUUUUUUUUUUUUUUUUUUUGCUAAAGCACGAAAGGACCUGUGAUACUGUUGAAAGCAUUCUUGCUAGGCAAAUCAGGAUAUGCGGAGGGAAAAAUACAGCUACUACCAACUGAGGUAUAUUCUCAGAAUCAUAUCCAUGCAGUCCUUCAGUUUCAGGAAUACAGGACUUGAAUUAGUAAUUAAAAAGUACAGGGCAAGCCCAGUAUUCCUGAAGUUCCAAACAACCAUGGGUUUUAUAAGAGUGAUCUGGUAAAUUUGGAACAUCAGCUCUUAAAAAUCUUGUCUUCUAACUUCGUUCCACAGAUUUAAUAUUAAAAAAAGCAGUCCUUAAACAAUUAUCACUAACAACUUACAAGAAAAAUGCAUCAACAUCAGAAACCUAUCAAGGUUCUUUAAGAGUAAUCCGAGUAAAGAAUAUUCUUUGCAAUCUUUUACUAGAAUUCCCCUAGGAUAGCUUUCCUUUUUAAAAAACUAUAAUUUAAAAAUAAUAGUUAAAAAAAAAAAAAAAGCUUAAAAACCUGAAAACUCUUAAGUUGAAACAGAAGAAUCCUUUCACUGGUCACAUUUUGAACAAUCGUUCAAGUAUUGCCACAAUUUCUUUCGUGAAACUGAUAAUACACCUGUGAUUUCCAGCUCUUACAUACUUUUCAGGCUUGCAUAUUAGUGCAUUGUUAACACCCAACUUUACUUUCAGACCAAGGAAUGGAUGACUCUGUCAUUUAAAAGUACAGCAAGUUCUGCCUGGUAUCUCCAACAUUUUCCUUAACUUUCACAUUCAGUUAUCAUUCUAUUCAUUACAAUAAGCACCACAUAGAACAGGAGCUGGAAGCUAGAAAUUGUCUUUAAAUAAGCAGCUAAUCCCCCUAAAUUUCACAGCUUUGACUCUAGAAGCCCACUUGGUUUUGGUUCUCUGUCAAAUAAGCAAAAGCAGUUUCUGUAUUUCAGCCUUACUACUGAUCUAUAAAACAGGAAGGUUCAGAGAUACGUUUACUGUUCUCUCCAAGGGAAUACUACCUUCACCAAUAACCGUAAGUUAUCCUUAUGUCCUUGUUAUGUCCCUCUGUCUCUUUGACAUAAAAUUCUGACUGAAAUGUAUCUCCGAGUAUAGAAUUUAGAUGUUAACUCUGAGUUGUUUCAUUUUCAGGAAGUUGUAUAUUAUUUGCUGUUUUCAAACACCAUUUUAUCGGAUAUCAUAUAGACAGGACUUAAAUUAGAAUUUUCAGAUGUUUUGGGGUUAUUUUUGUGAGAUAAAGGACUAAUUAGAUUGCUUGCUAGGUGCAUUGCUAUUUUGCAGCUGUUUCAGAUUAUACCUAUGAAAGAGUAGUUCAUUUAUAGAUCUCAGAUUAUGUAUGCCUUCUCUAAAUCAAAAACUGUUAGCCAUACUUACUAAAAAAAUUGAUAAAUAAAGCCUUCAAAUAUAGUUGAGGUCAUAAAGUGAAAACAUAAAAGAGAUGAACUACAUUCUUUCUUCCUCUAUCCUCCCAGAAUUGAAUGCUUUGCAAAUAAAACCUGCAAUAACUGAUUUUGUGUUUAUAGAUUAAUCUGACCUGUGAACCUGUACUUAGGACUCACAUUGCCACUAGAAAAGAAGGCUUGAAAAAAGUGUUACUAUUUGGAACUAUCAUCUAGUUUUAAAACUACAAGUGUUUAUAAUUUAAGUACAUAACUUAGGUUUUGUGAGUAUGGCAAGAGAGACAGCAUGUGCUUCUCCAUUGAAUUGAAACUUUUCAUCAGUUUAAGGCAGUUAUGCUUUUUAAAAGGAAAAUCAGAUUGAUCAGCAAUUCCUUGUAGAUUACACAUAUUGAAAGUAUGAGCCAGAAGUUUCCACCGCUAAAAAAAGAUACAGUCAACUUUUUUCUCAACAUGUAAGUUCCAUCAUUGUUAAAUGCAGUAGUAAUACGAAAUCCUUGGAUUACUGAUAUGUAAACUACUUUGCUCUGAUCUUUUGCUUCAAUUCUUAGAAAAUCUUUCUGCUCUUUAAAAAAGGGCUGCAGUAAGCUUACAGUUAUAGAUGAGCUCUGCUGUAAUGAUCUGACCUUUUUGCAUCUCCCAAACAUUUUCUGAUUCUGAUGGCUCCGUGUACCACAGAUGGUGCCUCAUUGCUUACUUCAAAAAAGUUACUCUUGUGACAGAAAAGUCCAAAUUUUUCCCUGCUUUUGUGUGAUUCAAAAAUACUGUAGUGGUUAUACCUUGUGGCAACGUGUUUGUAUGAAAUUUGAAGUAAUGGUGAAUCAGUGUGAAGCACGUUGUUCUAACCAUGUUUUUGAUGAAGUUACAAACCCUGAAAUAUAUCAUGAAUUGUCCAUGUUGUAAAAGACAUCAGAAAAACAACAUUCCUGACUGCCUAAUUUACAAUAGGUGCUAUUGUAUCCUGCCCCUACUAGGGAACAAUAUAAAGCUAAAUAUGUUCAUUCAAAAAGAAAUUAUUUUGCUGUCAGACCAAAUCCAAACAGUAUCUUUAAAAUUAACAGCAGUGACUUAAUUCCAACCAAGCCAUGUUGUAACCUUCCUUCUUCUUAACAGACCUGUCCAAAUACUGUUAACUUUCAUUAUUGUCAUCCAUUUUGCUGUUAGAAAUUUGACUUCUGUAUAUCAUAUAACAUUUACUUAUACUGAUAAUUAUAGCCCCACCACCAGCAUGUAGUGCUGAGACUUUCAACUUCAGAAGAUAAGCAUUGCUAGGUCACUAGAAGUCUACAGGGAACUGGUCUUUCACUAGGUCUCUGAGGUGGUACAGCUUAAUGCAUUUUAAAUACCACUAAAGUAAUCAUUUCAAUUAAAAACUGUUACACAGUUUGAACAGCAGUAUUCCUUGCUAAAGAUAUCUCUGCAAUAGUAAUACUUGUAUUUGUCUUCAACUCAACAGGAAGGUAGAACUGUACCUUCCUUCCUCUCUAGUUUAUCAGGGAAGGGAACUGAUAGGUUCAAGCAGCCAAUUCACGUGCUGUCAGUGAUUCUGAUACAUAGUGUGGAUGCAGCCAGGAUGCCAUAGAGAAGAUCUUGCAGUCUGCAUGGCCCCUUUUGAUAACUGCAAGUAACUAAUAAAUCCACUGGAGUCUGGAAGUUUCCUAUAUCUUAGAGUGUGGCUAAUUCUGUAAAACACCUGAAGUUGUGAUGCUUAAGGAGAAACAGUGACAUUUUUUGCUUUCUCACAAAAUGCAGAAAUGCAAUAUACAGUGGGCAGUCUCUGCACUUUUUUACUUCCACCUGCUUGGUCACGUCACAGAUUCAAAGUCUUCAGUAGAUGGAGCAACUAGAAAACCAUAUGUGUUUCUGCUGUUAAUUGUAUAAUUACCUGCAACUGACAAUUUAACCUUUUUUUUUUUUUUUUUUUUUUCCACCUAAUUUUCACUAAAAUGCUAAAAACGUAAUAGGAAAAACUGAUGAUGCAGGCUCAUCACAGAGGACACAAAAGACAAGCAGACUCCUACAAAGAAAUUUUGAGGACUGAAAUUCAACAAUAAACACCUCUCUUGUCCCUUCUAUUAAAGGAGUGCAUAGUUAUAUGAAUGUUCAAAUGACUUCCAGAGAUGAAACUUGGACUAAGAUUGGCAGGACUGCUGUUCUUUCAGUUGCAUGUGUUACUUUUCCUUUGUGUAAUUGUAGGCAUCUGGAGACAGAGGAGGGAUGUUAGGGAAGAGAGGUUGUUUCAGUGACCUGGUCGCAUAGGCAGGACUUUUGACACCAGUAACCUUGAGUGGGGCAGAGAUACCAUUUGCUGAUGUGUCCAGAUUUCUACUCAAUUUUGUGCCAAAGUAUGCACCAGCAAGAUUAAUAUCAGGUAAAGCACCUUUUAUACUCUUUGUUGUUUAAAAAUAAUAUAUCUGUGAAACAGAUCAAUAAUACUUAACACUGGAAAUGGGUGCUUUUUCCAAAAAGUACACAUGUAAAAAAAAGGAACCAACAUUUGUGAGUUUAUCUGGCUUUUGAGCAAGUCUGAAAAUUACAACUAUGUAAUACGGUUGCGAGUUGUCUUUCCUUUAUAAUUUUAAAUAGUUCUGCAUUUUAAUAUUAUUUAUUUGCCAAUUUUUUAUAUACUUUACACUUUUGAACUUAAGCUAACUUUAUUUUCUUAGGCUGUUACAAAACAGAAUUGCAGUAUUCUUGUAAACUGCAGACCUUUUCUGAAUAGUCCUUUGUCUUUUCUUGUGGACCAGUUACCACUUGUGAGUCUUCAGUCCCCUUUUUACUGUACU